AUGAGGAGUGCUACCAUUUACCAGGUGGAAGUGUUCAUUCUGUGCAAUGCGUUGUUAAACUGGUGGAGAAGGAGCAAGUUCAGAGGAAAACGUCUAACAGGAAAACUGCCCGCGUGGAGCCCAGUUUCCCCGUUUGGCUGCAGUGCCCAGUGGAUUACUUGUUUAGAUUGGUGCAGUCCUCGGAGCCGCGCGGCCCCUCAGGGUGGCAGCUGCCACGGAGCGAAGAACCCAGGGGCGCGCACAGAUAUAACUAAAGGCGGCGUCUGCAGAUUGCUAGAGAGCACGUCUGCCCCCCAGCCGUCCGCACAGAGCCGGCGUUCCGGUUCCCGGCCGGCCGCGUCCGGGCUGCGGCGCGUGUCCCCGCGUCCCGAGUCCCCGGCGCGGGGACGGCCGCGGCUCUGGCGCAGACGCGCAGACGCGCGGGCGGGUGGCCCUUUAAAGGCCCCGCCGCCAUCCGGGGACAUCUCUGCGGCGCCGCGCGGGUGGGGCUCGGGCUCGACGUCAGCGCCGCCGCGGCCAGACCCCGCCGCCCCUCACCUGCGCGCGGGCGCCAUUGGCUCCGCCGAACCCGGCCGGCCAGCACGCUGCGGUACCCGGAGCGCGGACCCGAGCGGAGCCUGCGGUCCCCGGUGCCUGCGGACCCGAGCGGAGCCUGCGGUCCCCGGUGCCUGCGGUCCCCGGAGCGCGCGGACCCGAGCGGUGCCUGUGGUCCCCGGAGCGCGCGGACCCGAGCGGUGCCUGCGGUCCCCGGAGCGAGCGGACCGAGCGUAGCCUGCGGCCCCCGGAGCGCGCGGACCGGAGC
Messenger RNA from Microcebus murinus (gray mouse lemur), 802 nucleotides. The record is from RefSeq and is a predicted model, not a curated record. NCBI's taxonomy places the organism in Eukaryota, Metazoa, Chordata, Mammalia, Primates, Cheirogaleidae.